Molecule: messenger RNA, 333 nt
Organism: Staurois parvus
Lineage: Eukaryota; Metazoa; Chordata; Amphibia; Anura; Ranidae
Source: the annotation of a GenBank genome assembly
GACCGGUGCCCGCAGUCUUGCCAGACGACUCGGUGCCCGCAGUCUUGCCAGAAGACUCGGUGGCCCGCAAUCUUGCCAGAGACGACUCGGUGGCCCGCAGUCUUGCCAGACGACUCGGUGCCCGCAGUCUUGCCAGACGACUCGGUGCCCGCUGUUCCGCACCUUGUUCUUGCCAGACGACUCGGUGCCCGCAGUCUUGCCAGACGACUCGGGGGGGGUGCCCGGUGCCGCACUCCGGUGCCCGCAGUCUUGCCAGACGACUCGGUGCCACUGUUCCGCCAGUUGACUCGAUGCCCGCAGUCUUGCCAGACGACUCGGUGCCCGCAGUUCCGC